Messenger RNA from Lingula anatina, 1271 nucleotides. RefSeq lists its product as uncharacterized. The record is from RefSeq and is a predicted model, not a curated record. NCBI's taxonomy places the organism in Eukaryota, Metazoa, Brachiopoda, Lingulata, Lingulida, Lingulidae.
GACAGAUCACGUCUGCAUACUGUCGAGAUCGUUGUUUUAUUGAAGGCAAAGACACUGACAAUGUGUACAAAACACUUGCCGUGGUGUUUCCUGCUGGCAGUGGCUGUCUUCUGUGCUGGAAGUCAGUCAUGUGACUCCAAGGACAAAUCUGAUUGGAGCGCCUGCACCGCUUCUUGUGGUGGCGGACUGCAAACUAGAAGAUGUAGUGACACCAGCAUCGUCGCGCGGGCGUGUAAUCCUCAGUCUUGUGCAAACUCUUGGAAUAACAUAGUUAAAGUACCACCACCUCGCGGCUUCUGGCCGCUUCAGAGCUCCACUAGGGGGCGGGAUUGUAGUCUCCAUGGCAACCACGCUCACGUUCACGGUGUAUCAUUUCAUCGUGAAAGCUACGAUGGCGCCUACAGUUCUGCAAAAUUUGCGGGAACGGCCAUGUCCUAUCUGACAAUUCCGAAUGAAGGUGCCAAAUUAGAGACUCGCUCGUUUACGUACGUCGCCUUUGUGAGAAUCUUCGCUGAUGACACCAAUAAUGCGGGUCCACUGUUUAAUUUCCAAAUUGAAGAAAAUGACGCUUUCAGUAAAUACGGCACCCACAUUUCGCUUAAUGGUUCUAAUAGACUUUUUGUUCGUUUGAUGAUCGCGCAGCCGUAUAAGUUCCUCGGCAACUUUGCACUCCCGGCAUUCUCAGCAUCCACCUGGGUUCACGCUGCCGUUUCCUAUGACUAUACCACCGGGCUGUACCAUAUUUACAAGAACGGCGUUGAAUUGGGGGAGUCAUAUGUGGGCCGAUACAUCCACAAUACAAGCGGUCCAGUUCGAAUUGGCGCGCGCCACGCUUCGUCUGGCGAUGCCCGCUACUUCAAGGGAGCCAUGAAGUGUGUACAGUGGUUUGGGGAGGUACUCACCGCAAAGCAGAUUCAGGAGACCAUGCACGCUUGCGAUAACCCCGUGCCCUGCAGCUAUUAAUUCAAGGAAGUGGACUUUAGACUGAAAUAUUAUCUAAAUUAUUUUAAGACCAAAUUCUCAAUAUUGUCCCAGAAUAAAGGAACAGCAGUCUAUGAAGAAUCUGAUUAGAUUUAUCGCUUGCUUUUUUAUUUGAGAUUUUCAAUUUAUUUCAGAAAAGUUGCAUUUGGUGAAAAACAUUCGAAAGGAUUCUCUUCAUGGAGAAAUUGGUAUUAUAUUUAGAGUGACCAUUUUCUGAUUCAUUAUUGAUCAUUUAAAGUCUUUUCUUUUGGAAAUAUCUGUGAAUCUAGCUUACUGAAUAACUGAAUAAA